AACGGAGGGCGGGAACUGAGCGCGACGCCUGGUGGUGCGCUUGGCCCAGACCGCUGGCCGCCGGCCUGAGCCGGGCAUUUUCCUAAGGUCAGGGGCGGAGGCGAGGUUGCCGGGACCGGAAGCCGCGGUGGGAUGCGGCUGACGCGGACGCGGCUGUGCUCGCUCCUCGUCGCCCUGUACUGCCUCUUCUCCAUCUACGCCGCCUACCACGUCUUCUUCGGGCGCCGCCGCUGGGCGCCGGCCGCCAGCUCCCGGGGCUCCAGGAAAGCGGCUGUGCAGGCCAAGGAGAGGCACGGCCGAGAUCCAUCGACCCUGGAGAGUGAAGAAUGGAACCCUUGGGAAGGAGAUGAAAAAAUCGAGCAGCAACACAAAAUUAAAACUAGCCUGCAAAUGUUAACCAAAUCCACAGGAGAAAAAACAGAGCGAAGUAUACAAAUCUGGGGCAAAGCUGCCAUUGGUUUAUAUCUCUGGGAACAUAUUUUUGAAGGCACUCUUAAUCCCACUGAUGUGACUGCUCAAUGGAGGGAAGGACAGUCAAUUUUACGAAGAACACAUUACAGCUUCAUCACUGGCCCAGCUGUACUUCCAGGAUACUUCUCCAUAGAUGUGGGCAAUGUCGUCCUCGUCUUAAAUGGGAGAGAAAAAGCAAAGAUCAUCCACGCCACCCAGUGGUUACUUUACACACGGAAUUUAAUACAAACCCAAAAACUGCAGCAUCUGGCUGUUGUUUUGCUUGGAAAUGAGCACUGUGACAAUGACUGGAUAAUGCAGUUCCUCAAAAGAAAUGGAGGCUUUGUGGACCUGCUUUUCAUAACAUAUGACAGCCCCUGGAUCAAUGGUGCCGAUGUUUUCCAGUGGCCUUUAGGUGUAGCAACAUACAGGAAGUUUCCUGUGGUUGAAGCCAGCUGGUCAAUGGUGCAUGAAGAGAGGCCCUACAUAUGUAAUUUCUUAGGAACUGUUUAUGAAAAUUCAUCAAGACAAGCCUUAAUGAACAUUUUGAAACAAAAUGGAAGUGAUAAGCUUUGUUGGGUUUCUGCAAGAGAACAGUGGCAGCCCCAGGAGACAAAUGAAAGUCUUAAGAAUUACCAAGAUGCUUUGCUUCAGAGUGACCUCACAUUGUGUCCUGUAGGAGUGAACACAGAAUGUUACAGAAUAUAUGAAGCCACCUCCUUUGGUUCCAUUCCUGUGGUAGAAGAUGUAAUGACAGCUGGCCACUGUGGAAACAUAUCCAGUCACCACAGCGGUCCUCUGCAGUUACUCAAGGCCAUGGGGGCUCCCUUUAUCUUCAUCAAGGACUGGAAGGAGCUUCCUGCUAUUUUAGAAAAGGAGAAGACUCUUGUUUUACAAGAAAAAGUUCAAAGAAGAAAAAUGCUACUUCAUUGGUACCAACUCUUCAAAACAGAGCUGAAGUGGAAAUUUGCUAAUACUUUAGAAAGUUCAUUUUUUAUGAAUAAUAAAGGUUAAUCAUAUUUAAUACUAA
Messenger RNA from Mesocricetus auratus (golden hamster), 1480 nucleotides. RefSeq names its product ribitol xylosyltransferase 1 (gene Rxylt1). Lineage: Eukaryota; Metazoa; Chordata; Mammalia; Rodentia; Cricetidae. The transcript is spliced from 6 exons. The record is from RefSeq and is a predicted model, not a curated record. Bases 133 to 1464 code for a protein of 443 amino acids. Gene Ontology annotation, cellular component: Golgi apparatus. Gene Ontology annotation, biological process: protein O-linked glycosylation via mannose. Gene Ontology annotation, molecular function: ribitol beta-1,4-xylosyltransferase activity.